AUGGCGCAACUUGACACGCUGGACAUGAUUGUCCUGGCCGCCAUUCUGGUCGGCACACUUGCCUACUUUACCAAAGGCACCUACUGGGGCGUCACAAAGGACCCGUAUGCCUCCUCAUAUGCCGCCGCAAACGGCAGCAAGGCCGGCAAGACGAGGAACAUCGUGGAGAAGAUGGAGGAGUCCAACAAGAAUUGUGUGGUUUUCUACGGGUCCCAGACUGGAACCGCGGAGGACUAUGCAUCCCGUUUGGCAAAGGAGGGCAAGAGCCGAUUCGGCCUGGAGACCAUGGUGGCAGACUUGGAGGACUACGAUUACGAGAACCUCGACACCUUCCCCGAAGGCCACGUCGCCAUGUUCGUCCUGGCAACCUAUGGCGAGGGCGAGCCCACCGAUAACGCCGUCGACUUCAACGAAUUCAUAACCGGCGAGGGCCCCUCCUUCACCAACGACGCCGAUCCCCCACUCGGGAAUUUGAAGUUCGUCGCCUUCGGCCUAGGAAACAAUACCUAUGAGCACUACAACUCCAUGGUCCGGAAUGUCACCGCGGCACUGGAGAAGCUGGGCGCUCAGAGAAUCGGCGCCGCCGGAGAGGGAGAUGAUGGCGCGGGCACCAUGGAGGAAGAUUUCCUGGCCUGGAAGGACCCAAUGUGGACUGAGUUGCAAGAGAAGAUGGGUCUCGAGGAGCGCGAGGCGGUUUAUGAGCCGGUAUUCGCUAUCACCGAGAGAGAAAACUUGACCAAGGACUCCCCAGAGGUCUAUCUCGGAGAGCCCAACAAGAUGCACCUCGAAGGCACCGCAAGGGGUCCUUUUAAUGCCCACAACCCAUACAUUGCCCCUAUCGCCGAAUCUCGCGAACUCUUCACAGACAAGGCCCGAAAUUGCCUGCACAUGGAAAUCGAUAUCAGCGGGUCGAAUCUCAGUUAUCAGACUGGAGACCACAUUGCGAUCUGGCCGACAAACUCAGGAAAGGAGACUGAUAGGUUCCUCAACGUUACUGGCCUUCUCUCCAAGAGAGAUGAGGUUAUCAGUGUCAAGGCUCUAGACGCAACCGCAAAGGUCCCAUUCCCAACCCCCACCACAUAUGAUGCUGUUGUCAGAUAUCACAUGGAGAUUUGCGCCCCCGUCUCUCGUCAAUUCAUCGCCACCUUGGCUCCAUUCGCUCCAACCGAAGCAGCAAAAGCCGAGAUGGCUAAGCUGGGAAGUGAUAAGGAUUAUUUCCAUGAGAAGAUCAGCAAUAAUUAUCUCAACAUCGCCCAGGCGCUUCAGGAGGUUGGAGGUGAUGAGAAGUGGACAGCCAUUCCAUUUUCUGCUUUUAUCGAGGGCGUCAACAAAGUCCAACCGCGAUACUACUCGAUUUCGUCUUCAUCGCUUGUGCAGAAGGACAAGAUCUCAGUUACCGCCAUUGUGGAAUCGAUAGAUCUUAAAGACCGGGAGUCUCUUAAGGGUGUAACAACAAAUUACUUACUAGCUCUGAAGCAAUGCCAACAUGGUGACUCCAGCCCAGAUCCUCAUGGCCUAACGUACAAUAUCACUGGGCCUCGGAAUAAGUACGAUGGCGUCCACGUGCCGGUCCACGUCCGUCAUUCAAAUUUCAAGCUUCCUUCAGAUCCAUCCAAACCAGUCAUUAUGGUUGGGCCUGGUACAGGAGUUGCACCUUUCCGAGCGUUCGUCCAAGAGAGAGCCCAGCAGAUGAAAUCAGGACAGCCCGUAGGACGAACAUUACUAUUCUUCGGCUGCCGGAAACAGACAGAAGAUUUCUUAUAUUCCAACGAAUGGAAGGGAUACAAAGAAAUCCUCGGUGACAAAUUCGAUCUCAUCACGGCAUUUUCCCGCGAAGGUGAAACGAAAGUAUACGUCCAACACCGGUUACAAGAGCGCGCCAAAGAAGUCAACCAGCUGUUGGAGCAGAAGGCUUACUUCUACGUUUGCGGCGAUGCUGCGAACAUGGCGCGGGAGGUUAACACCAUCCUGGGCAAGAUUAUUUCUGAACAGCGUAGUAUCCCUGAGGCGAAGGCUGAGGAGAUCGUUAAGGGGAUGCGUUCCGCAAACCAAUACCAAGAGGAUGUAUGGUCAUGA
This is a messenger RNA of Venustampulla echinocandica, 2076 nucleotides long. RefSeq lists its product as uncharacterized. The transcript is spliced from 3 exons. The coding region runs from base 1 to 2076 and encodes 691 amino acids. Gene Ontology annotation, cellular component: cytosol. The record is from RefSeq and is a predicted model, not a curated record. Lineage: Eukaryota; Fungi; Ascomycota; Leotiomycetes; Helotiales; Pleuroascaceae. Gene Ontology annotation, molecular function: NADPH-hemoprotein reductase activity; FMN binding; flavin adenine dinucleotide binding.